This is a messenger RNA of Corticium candelabrum, 607 nucleotides long. RefSeq lists its product as uncharacterized. Lineage: Eukaryota; Metazoa; Porifera; Homoscleromorpha; Homosclerophorida; Plakinidae. The record is from RefSeq and is a predicted model, not a curated record. The transcript has a single exon. The coding region runs from base 41 to 379 and encodes 112 amino acids.
UCAGCUCUAGUCAAGCACUUCAACGUUCCUAGACGUCGAUAUGGCUGCAGCUCGUUUUUCGCGGUCCAUCCCUUUGGAAGAUUAUAUGCAAGCUCCAGCUGCUUCUGGAGUUUACGAAAUUGGAUAUAUUCGUGGACAACGAUUUACUCGGCUCUACGGUGGAGAGAGCGAAGUCUCCAUUCGAGUACGACUUCGUGAACAUUAUAAACAGCGCGGAAAUAAAGACAUCGGAGAGCGUGUUGCUCGAGGAGAAACCCUGCGAUGUCACUGGAAGCUUAGUGAAAAUCCACUAUGCGUUGAAGCGAAGUUGCAACAGCGCUAUCGCUACCCAGACAACAAAAAACAGGAGAGCGUCAAGACACGGUGCUACAAAAAGUAACUGAAGAUCGCUCGCUUGCUUGCUUAAUUAAUCGCGUAUCCAGACGUUAUUUAGUUAGUAAUUAGAGUGCAAAACCAUUGACAAACGUGUAUCUACACUUUUACUGAUGCGACGUAUAGAAAUUAGUAAAAUAACCACACUUAGUACCGUUGAUUGUAAACCUAUGUGUCUUCUAUUCGAGGUACAGUGACAGUACUUGUCCAGACAUGUCUAAUUAAUUAAUACAUG